Arachis duranensis is the source of this 3356-nucleotide messenger RNA. Its product is annotated as protein NPGR1. The transcript has 5 exons. The record is from RefSeq and is a predicted model, not a curated record. Bases 857 to 3007 code for a protein of 716 amino acids. Gene Ontology annotation, molecular function: protein binding. NCBI's taxonomy places the organism in Eukaryota, Viridiplantae, Streptophyta, Magnoliopsida, Fabales, Fabaceae.
UGAAAAUCCCCAAUCCAAUAUCAACGCACACUUCAACUUCUGAGCCUUAAGCAAGGAGCUCAACAAUUUAAAUGAAAAAAAAAGAAGUGUAAAAUUUAUAUCUGUUUGAACAAGUUGAGUGCAGAUUAUAGGAAUAAGGGUUGGCAUUGGUCCCUGUUUUGUUGCAGGUAAGCAAUGUAAACGGGAGAGAAAGGUAGCUUUCAUGGCGUCGAAUACCGCUAAAGUUCAGCUCUUUGGGAUAUGGGCUCUCUCUCUCUUUCUCUCUGGUAAGUCCAAAGUUUUGUUCUCAUUGUUUGUCUUCGCCCUUUUCACACCUCGUCCGUGUUCUUCUGCACAUCAUAACCCUUUUUCUCUUCUUCACCUUUUUUUUUUGUUUUUUGUUUUCCUUCGUACUCUGACCUCUCUCGUUGUUUUUCAGGCACCUGUCAUGUUCUCAUUUCUGUCUCUCUCUCUCUCCCCUUUUCUUCUAUCUACCCACAACUAACCUUGCUUUUGAUCGUUUCCGUUGUAUUGAUUAAAAUGCUGUGAUGUGCUAUGCUUACUAGUCCAACCUACUCUGGAACCCUCAUUGUUGUUUGUGUAUAUUAUUAUUGACUGUUUCACGAGACAAGGUUGUGGCAUUGUUUAUGUAAUAAUCAGUGUUCACUGUUGAGUUGUUUUUGUGAGUUUCAGAAUUUAGAUGAUUGGUUUUUGGCUUGCACAGACGUGUUUCUCAAUUAAAGGUGUGCGUGUCCCCAUCAUGAAGGCGUGAGCUGAGAAUUGAUCGUUGUUGACUCGCUUUUUCAACGGAUAAAAAGAUCCACACUUUUGUUCUUUUUCUCUGGAUUGGUCUUCUUUUGAGUUAUUCACUUUCAAGAUGUUGUGCGCUUGCUCCGGGGAGCAAUUCAAAUUGGAGGAGGCGCCGCCACAGUCACCGGAUUCUCUGGCGACAAGGGAUUUCUCAGCCGGUGGACUUUCUUCCAGGACUGCGGAUUGGGAACCCAAAAUCGAUGAUACCCAAGUUGACGAAGUAGAGUCCACUCUUAAAGAAGCUCUUUCCUUAAACUAUGAGGAAGCCAGGGCUUUGCUGGGGAGGCUUGAGUAUCAAAGAGGGAACUUUGAUGCUGCUCUUCAAGUAUUUCAAGGCAUAGACAUCAAGGGUUUGACCCCUAGGAUGGUCAGAGCCAUAGCUGAAAGAACCAGGCAAAGAAAACCACGUUCCAAGGCAGACAUUGUGGUUGCCAAUGUGAUGUCAUUGCAUUCAGUAAGCCUCCUUCUUGAGGCAAUUUUGCUUAAAGCAAAAUCAUUACAGGAACUUGCCCGAUAUAUCGAGGCUGCAAAGGAGUGCAGAAUAAUUGUGGAUACAGUUGAAUCUGCACUUCCUAAGGGAAUGCCUGAGGGUAUUGGUGAAGAUUGCAAGUUGCAAGAAAUGUUCCACAGAGCAUUAGAGUUGCUUCCAAACUUAUGGAUCAAGGCAGGAUUUUUAGAUGAAGCUGUUACUGCAUAUCGUCGUGCUCUAAUCAAGCCUUGGAAUUUGGAGCAUCAGAGAUUGGCUGCUGUGCAAAAAGACUUAGCUAAGACCCUACUCUACGGUGGUGUUGAAGUAAGUCUACCCUCUCAGUUGCAAGUGUGGGGUCCAACAACACCCAAGAGUAACAUCGAAGAAGCAAUACUUUUGCUAUUAAUACUCAUGUGCAAGGUGGGAAUUCAGGAAAUUGACUGGGAUGCUGAAAUAAUGGAUCACCUUACUUUCGCUCUUUCCGUUACUGGGAUGUUUGAGUCAUUGGCAGUUCACAUAGAGCAGAUCCUCCCAGGGAUCUAUAGUCGAGCUGAGAGGUGGUACCUUCUUGCUCUGUGUUAUAGUGCAGCAGGACAGAAUGAAGUAGCAUUGAACCUUUUGAAGAAGGCUUGUGGUAGUUCUGAAGCAAAGCAAAGACCUCACUUCCCUUCAUUUUUGUUUGGAGCAAAACUGUGUUCACAAGAUCCUAGCCAUGCACAUGAAGGCAUUAACUUUUCGCGCGAGGUUAUCGAUCUAGCCAAGCAUCGAAAUGAGCAUUUCUUGGAUCAAGGCUAUAAAUUUCUAGGCAUGUGCUAUGGAGCUGCAGCUAGAAUUUCUGUGUUGGAUUCUGAAAGAAGUAUAUUUCAAGGAGAGUCUCUGAAAUUUUUAAAUCGUGCUGUGGAGAAUGGAAAUGGUGGCCCGGAAGCUAUAUUCAGCCUUGGACUAGAAAAUGCGAAGCAAAGGAAUCUGGAUGUGGCUUUUGACAACAUGAUGAUGUACUCAGACAUGACAGUUGGCAGCUCAGGGAGAGGUUGGCAGCUGUUAGCACUUAUAGUAUCCGCACAGCAACGAUUUAAGGAUGCUGAAACUAUAGUUGAUUUUGCUUUGGACGAGGCUGGGAGGAUGGAUCAGCUAGAACUUCUCAGAUUGAAAGCAGUACUUCAAAUUGCUCAGCAGAAACCAAAACAAGCAGUAGAGACCUACAGAAUCUUGCUGGCAUUAAUUCAUGGAAAAAAGGAGCAUUGGCAUCAAGAUAAGAAACUUGGUCAAGCAAUAGGAUUCAGGCAUGAGGCAAUAAAAGAGAAGAAUUUGGAAACAGAAGUCUGGCAGGAUUUGGCUACUAUUUAUGCACAUAUCGGUUCAUUGAUUGAUGCAAAGUCUUGUAUUGACAAAGCUCAAUUAAUAGAAUUUUUUUCUCCAAGAAGUUGGCAUAUUACUGGGAGGUUAUUGGAAGCUCAAUCAUUAUACAAGGAAGCUUUUGUUUCUUUCUCGAUCUCAUUAUCAAUCGAGCCAGAUUACAUUCCCAGUAUUGUUUCAACUGCAGAAUUGUUUCUGAAACUUGGUAUGCAGUCACUUCCAAUUGUAAGAAGCUUUUUAAUGAAUGCUUUGCGAUUGGAUCCCACAAACCAUGAUGCAUGGUUCAACCUUGGAUUAGUUUCAAAAAACGAAGGUUCCUUGCAGCAAGCAGCAGAUUUCUUUCAAGCUGCAUAUGAACUGAAGCUUUCGGCUCCGAUCCAAAAGUUCGAGUAAUUUAGACAUCGAAAAUAUGGAACCAGAAAUUGAGCUCAACUUAGAGCAACAUAGAAAACACACCAGCAGCAACCAAAUGGAAUAAAUACUCAUCCUACGGUUAACCACUACUUUGUUAAUGAUUUGUUCAAAUGUAUAGCUAAUCUAGCACCUUUUUCAAUUCUAUAAAUUUACAUUUAUUCUGUUCAAAUCGAUUUUCCUGGCAAAUGACAAUAGGUGCCAUAUAUACAGUUGAACUUGCCCAUGCUUGUUUCUUUUUUCUUUUGCACCUUUCUGAUAUUUUUUCUGUAUUCUGAAAGGAAGCUACUCUGAUAUUCUUCAUUAUUCCAAUUGAUGCCCAUUUAAGGUA